AUGGCUCGACUAUCAGAAAUAUCAACGAAUCCGGGAGAAUCGUCCGCAACCGGCACGCCGCGUACAGCACAAGAGCUUCAAAGAGAAGAACUACGGAGGCAAAGAGAAGAGAUUCGUCGGCAGUACCAAGAGCGACAAAGACAGCAACAGCAACAGUCCUCGGCCGCCGCCGCCGCCGCAUCAGGUCUUGGUAGCGGUAGUGGUAGAUUCCAAUCACCACAACAACAACCUCGAAGACCUGGUGGUGAAUCGCCCUUGAUUCCGACACCGGCGAUUCAAAGACAAUCGCCCGCUUUUAGACCCUCGCCACUUCAAAGACCAACCCCAUCGCCAAGAGUCCAGAGCACAAUCAGAAGAACAACUGAGACGGAAAGUUUGAGAGCAAAUGUUGUUGCUCAGUCGGCCUCAUCUGCCGAAAUCAGGAGACAAGUGACUGCAGAAGUUGCAACUGCAUCAACUACUUCAGCUACUACUGCUGCUGCUCGUGCCGGUGCGGCAGCCAUGGGACCACCACGACCUCCGGCUCGAACAAGGUCUCCUCAAGGCACAACCGGUCGGAAAACAUUACCUGGUACAUCCGCACAGCCGUCAGCGUCGAGACCGCAGGAACAACGAGCUCCAGCGAGCUCCAGAAGAACAGCUUCAACCGCAGCAGCAGCACCAACAACAGGAACAAGGACAACAGCGACAGCGCCACGUCGACCGCAACAACCACAACGCACACGCGCGGCACCUCGUGUGAAAAAGAGAUAUAGACCGGGCCAACUUGCACUUCGGGAAAUCCGCAACUACCAAAAAUCCACGUCGUUGUUAUUGAGAAAAUUGCCGUUUGCUCGUCUUGUGAGGGAAAUAUCGAUGGACUUUGUUGGACCCAAUUAUGGAUUGAGAUGGCAACUGAGUGCCAUCUUGGCUUUGCAAGAAUCUGCCGAAAGUUUUUUGGUUCAGUUACUUGAAGAUACAAACUUGUGUGCGUUGCAUGCCAAAAGAGUCACUAUCAUGCAGAAAGAUAUGCAAUUGGCUCGUCGAUUGAGGGGAAGGGACUGGGUUUAG
Molecule: messenger RNA, 1050 nt
Organism: Lodderomyces beijingensis
Lineage: Eukaryota; Fungi; Ascomycota; Pichiomycetes; Serinales; Debaryomycetaceae
Source: the annotation of a GenBank genome assembly